Pyricularia oryzae 70-15 is the source of this 3052-nucleotide messenger RNA. Its product is annotated as pre-mRNA-processing factor 17. The record is from RefSeq and is a predicted model, not a curated record. The transcript has 2 exons. Gene Ontology annotation, biological process: mRNA splicing, via spliceosome. The coding region runs from base 257 to 1885 and encodes 542 amino acids. Gene Ontology annotation, molecular function: mRNA binding; protein binding. Gene Ontology annotation, cellular component: catalytic step 2 spliceosome. NCBI's taxonomy places the organism in Eukaryota, Fungi, Ascomycota, Sordariomycetes, Magnaporthales, Pyriculariaceae.
AGUUUUCCCAGUCGCGGCUUCAAUGAUAGGUUGCUAGGUUGUUGAACGUCGGCGACAGCAACACUUUCUAAAAAGGAUAUUCAACUCUACUGUUUUUCGCCAUCCCGCCGAGCCCAAAAGCCUAGACACCACGGUAAUCACAAAUAACCCUCCCGGGUUUGUCUGGAUAUUCAGUGAGACCUUUCCGAAUUCGAAACCCAACACCUCGAUCGCCGAAUCGCAAAAGCACCACAGAAAAAAAAAAAAAACCAAAACCAUGUCCGGCUUCGGGGAGUACGCCCCCAACAUGGUCCCCACGGACGCCCUCGUGGUGCGCGACCAGGCAGAGCCGGCCCAUGAGCUGGUCCAGUAUACGGGCGAGGACCUGGCGCGGCCGAAAUUCGGCCCGUCGAACCCCUUCCGCGACGACUCUUCGGCUGCGUCUGCGUCGCAAAAGCGCAAAAACGUGCUCACGGGCUUCGCCGAGGAGACGUUUGUGUCGGAGCAUACGUUCCGCAGCAAGCACCGGGCGGUGGAGCGGCGCGGCGGUCCGGAGCGCGAGUUUCAGUCCGGGGCGGAAGUCAAGGCCGAGGCGGCGAGGAUACGCAAGACGCGCGAGGGCAAGGGCAGCGCGCUCGUCGCCGAGGGCGACGGCGAGUACAAGGGCCCCUGGGCGUCGUACAAGUCUAGGCAGGCCCGUGGGAUUGAGGUCGAGCUUGAGGGUGGUGGCGAGGAGUUGGCGAGCGAUGAGGAGUACGAGAUUGUCGAGGUCGAGGACGACGAGGAUGAGGAUGUCGUGGAGAGCGGUGCGGUCGUCCAGGCGCCGGCGGAGGCAUUGGCGAGGCGGCAGCAGGUCGAGGAUCUCGGCGACGAGACGACAACUUUCCAUGGCUCAGAACUUCACGACUACCAGGGGAGGACAUAUAUGCAUGUACCUCAAGAUUUGGAUAUCGACCUACGGAAAGAGCCAGGGAGCACAACAAAUUACAUACCCAAGAAAAUGGUGCACCAAUGGAAGCAUCACACAAAAGCCAUCACCUCACUCAACUUCUUCCCCAACUCGGGCCACCUCCUACUAUCUGGCAGCGCAGAUUCGACCGUCAAGAUAUGGGACGUGUACCACCAACGAGAGCUGCUGCGGACGUACUCUGGACACAGCAAAUCACUAUCAGACACCACAUUCAACACGCAUGGCGACAAGUUCCUAUCUGCUUCUUUCGACCGCAUGAUGAAGCUCUGGGACACGGAGACGGGCAAGUGCAUCGCCAAGUUCACAACGGGCAAGACGCCACACGUGGUGCGCUUCAACCCGACGUCGGAGCUCGGUCACGAGUUUGUCGCCGGCAUGUCGGAUAACAAGAUUGUGCAGUUCGACACUCGGGCGGGCAACGAGACGGUGCAGGAGUACGACCACCACCUGGGGCCCGUCAACACCAUCACAUUUUGCGACGACGGCCGGCGCUUCAUGACGACGUCGGACGACCGCACCCUCCGCGCCUGGGAGUACGGCUUCGGCGUCCCCAUAAAGUACAUUGCUGAGCCGUACCUGUUCGCCAUGACCCGCGCUGCCACCCACCCCUCGGGCAAGUACGUCGCCUACCAGAGCUCCGACAACCAAAUCGUCGUCUAUUCGAGCAACGACAAAUUCCGCCAGAACCGCAAGAAGAGCUACCGCGGCCACAACAACGCCGGAAGCGCCAUAGACAUCGACAUCAGCGCCGACGGCCAGUUCCUGGCCAGCGGAGAUACGGGUGGCUACGUCGCCUUUUGGGACUGGAAGAGCUGCAAGAUGUUCCACAAGAUCCAGGUCGAGGACGGUCAGGUCAGCUGCGUCAAGUGGCAUCCUCAGGAGAGCAGCAAGGUUGCCACAGGAGGCGCGUCGGGUAUUAUAAAAUUCUGGGACUAAUGGGUGGACGGGACGGCUUGGUACUCAAAGAUUAAACCUGUUGGUUUUGAUAAGAAAUGAAAUCAUCAAAAAGAGAGUACCCUGACCCGCUUGUGACUAUGAUUUUUUUUAAAAGCUCCGGAAGAGUACUUCGGCAUCUCGACGGCAUGUUUUAGUCGCCAUGGGGGUUGUGAGACAGCCUAUUCUUUAAGCCUCGACAAGUAUAUCUCAAGUUACCUUGAGUGUUUUCAAACAACCACACUCCCGAGUUGGGGUGUCGGAACAAAACCAUGAGGCUUUUACAGUUGAAUCAUCAAACCCACAACUUCCAAAUGCUUUUCUCGCAAAGGCAAGAUUGCCAACCAGAAGUUAUUGUGCAAGACCGAAAAUCUCAAAAGAGUCAUAUCAUAAUCCUCACACGAGGCACAUGUUUCGAAAAUGUGCAAGAAUCAGCGUCCCAUCCGAACGACAUUAAUUGUUAAUAUCAAGAGGCGUGCUCAUUUAGCCUGGCAGGCUUGGAGUCAGGGUAUUGUACAAGAAAACAACAUACACACAAAACGAAUAAACAAUGAAUGGACAAAGAAAAAAAAACAAAAAAUAUGCAAAUGGAAAAAUGAGAAAGAAGAAGUGAAGAAAGAAAAUCACGCUGGCUAGAAUAUGCAGCCCACCCAAAUGCUUUCGACAAACCCCCUCCGUCUGGUCGCGUAAAAACUCGCUUCGAUUAUAUGUGGCCCUGCUGAGCCAUACUGGGGGUCAUAUUUCAUAUACAAGACAUUAUGUACAACAUUGUGGGAGUGUGAAAGAAGAAAAAAAGAAAAAAGAAACAAAAUUAAAAAAAAAAAAAAGCUGGCCUAAGAGAAUGAUAAUCUGGUGGAAUUUCGAGUCCAAUGGCGCCUCUAGAAGGAGCUCAGUCGUGGAUCAUAUAAAGCCUGGGGGGAUGCCGGCGUUUUGCGGAGGGAUUGAGGUCGCUGCGGUAGCUGGCGGCAUGGGAGGUGGUUUCGAUGCUAAGGAGACACGUAGCGGAGCCGGCAUAGUAAGUGAUGACGCCUUCCCCGAGCCUUCAGAGUCCUGCGAGGCUUGUUGUUUAUGUGACGAAAAGGCGCCAUCUGGCAUUUUGUUGGAUUCCUCAUUUGGACUUGACAACGCAUCCUUGGACGAUGAUAAACCACGUUUCAUCAUACGUCCCAG